AGCGGCGGCGGCGGGGAAUGAGCCAGGCCGGUGUUGCCCUCCCCUCGUGGUCCACCCACCUGUCAGCAAGUUCCUUUUGAACGGAGCUGAUGUCAUGCUUCCAGGCGUCGUGGUAAGGGAUCUGGCCUCGGUGGACUACGUGUUGGGGGAGAGGCGAUGCGUCAUGUCCAGCGGUAACCCCGAGCCGUACGCGGUGGGGGAAAUGAUCAAGGACAGAGAAGGCGUGGUGCACGGAGGCAUGAUCGGGAAGGGGCUGAAGGUUGUGCACUGCUACCUUGACUUUCUGUGGCAGAUGGGCCCUCAAACCCUGCCGAAUGAGGGCUUCCGACCAGACGGGGUUUACCGAUUACCGUCGGCAGGAGCGCAGAUCUCGGGCCAGGAGGAGCUCGUGGACGAUGGAGAGGUUGCCGACGAUUGGGAGGAUUUAUCACACCCCGCUGCAGCGGCUGGGGCGGCUGGGGCGGCUGGGGGAGGGGAGAGUGGCGGCGGCAGCGACGAAAAACUAGCGGCGGCGGUAGAGGGGUUAGAAGGAGUCUCGCUUGAGGACGCGGGGGGGGAGGGGGAGGAGCAGGAGGAGGAAGCGGUGGAAGUUGUAAGCGAACGGCUGUACGCGGCGUUCCUGAACGGUCUGAAGAAGGGCCUCAAGGACGCGCAGCUGCCGAUGCUGGUCAGCACGUUCUACUCGUCCGUGUUGCUGCCGUCGAGGCCACCGGGAACCUCGAUCGACGUCAAGAAGACCAGCUACCGGAAGAUUUCCAACUUCUUGCAGGAGAUGGAAGGGAGGGGGCUGGUCACCCUCAAGGUGACCAAGGGCGUGCAGUCGCUGGUGGGGGUGAACCGUGCCCAUCCCGACCUCCGCGCGUUCAAGGCCACCUCCGUCACGGCGGCGGCGCAGGCUGCGGCGGACGCGGCCGAGCUUGCCGCGGCGGAAGCGGGGGGCGGAGGAGCGACGGCGGCGGCGACGGCGGCGGGUGACGGAGAGACGUCCCUGAAAGCUUUCGAGCUGUUCAAGCUUUCCCACAACAUCAAGAAGAUGCUCGGGAGCGACGCGGCUUCGGUGAGAGGGAAGUUCGGCGAGUAUCUUACCCCCGCAGAGGCUCGAGACGUCCUUUUCGGGUACAUCAGGGCGGAGGGCCUCGACCACCCGACGGACAAGUCGCUCGUCGUCCUGAACGGCCCUCUGUGCGACAACCUCUACAAGCCGGUGAACAAGAAGGCGGCAAGAGUGGAGUACCCUACGGAGGCUAAGAAGGCCGAGCUACCGCGCCGGUUCCUCGAUCGACUACAGCUACACCAUGCCAUCCUUUUGCCGGGAAACCCGCACCCGUUCGUCGGGAGAGGAGGGAUCCCGUCCGUGUCGAUAGAAGUGGAGAAGCGACAAGGCAACAGGCAUGCGACCAAGGUGAGGGGGCUGGAGGCGUAUGGCAUCGACCCCUCCACGCUCGGGCGUCAAGUCCAGAAGCGCUUCGCGUGCAGCACGGCAGCGCAGCCGGCGCCGGGCACGAACGGGAAGUACCAAGAGCUGAUGCUGCAGGGACACCUGGCGUCCGAGCUAGAGGACCUGCUGUCGGAGGAGAUGGGCAUCCCGCGGCGGUUCUUAACCACCGGCUUCUCUAAGGGCGCCAAGCCGAGGAAGGCACGGUGAUGACAACGGUUGGUGAUGUCGAUGAUGUCGACCCGUUCUGAUGUGAAGUAGAAUGAUCGAGCCCUCUUUGGAUGGGCACCUCUAUGGAUGGAUACGCCGGAGAAGCUAGGAUAUCGCACGGAUCCUCCCGGAGCUACGCCUCUUGUUCAUCGUGGUUCUGGGGUAUUACUGAGGCACCCCCGGGGCAUCAAGCCUUCGUUUGGCGCUGCGGCGGGCGUGAGGCGAUUAUGCCAUGGGUCGGGUUUCCGGUGCUCUUGUCGGUGGAUGCUCUGAGGCCAUAGUUCCAGCAGUCAACAGCAGCAGUGGCAUCGCGUCUUUCUCCAUCCUUCAGCUUGCCGAUGACAUGCAUGCGAAAUCCAUCCGCAUCAUCAUCAGCCAACAGGAAGGAUGUGCGCGAUUGAAACGUUUCACUUCCGACAAUGCAGCAGCACGAUAUGAAGAUGGGACGGCCCCGGCAUCAGCAUGUGCAAGCGUGGCGUGGUGACUCUACACACGGUCUCCGACACGGCGUUCGCCGCAUGUCUGACACGAAAUAGCGAGGGCGGUUACCUGUUGUAUCUACGGUGGUGAAUCUGAUGAAGUUGAAGGCCUGGGCGUGUGCCGGAGGGUGGGGCGUGAAGUACACCCUGCGCGGUUGCGCCUGGUGUCCCUUUUGUUGUGUCGUUGCUCUCACCGUGGUGAGGAAAGAAGAGUGUUUUGUUGUGGACGUCGCAUGUUGUCCUCCGCGGGUGGAUGUUUGGCCAUCUAAGGGUUCAUCACGUAACAAACAUGCAAGAGGCUGCCAGAGGCUUCGUUCACGCAGGCUCGAUACGAAUGCUCAUAGACCAAGCAAGCUGGUUGAACACGGAUGAGAGGCGACCCAAGGUCAACGUGCUACUUGCGAGGCUUCCUCUGCUCACCACAUGGCGUGUGUGAUUAUCCCCCAGGUUAGUUGGCAACAAACACAGCAAGCGGUGGUUGCAAC
This is a messenger RNA of Ectocarpus sp. CCAP 1310/34, 2609 nucleotides long. The record is from the annotation of a GenBank genome assembly. Lineage: Eukaryota; Phaeophyceae; Ectocarpales; Ectocarpaceae.